AUGUCCCCGCUUAUUGACCUUGCCAACCCUGGACGACCCAUCCAUGUCGGAGUAAUUCUGCUUGGGGGCGUCACUGAAAUGCUCGACGUUGGACCGGUCGACCUUCUCAGCGCCAUCAGUUCCUCUUUAAUGAAACACAUGCCCGAUGAAAUCAUACCACCUGAGUUUAAGAAUCAAGCGAUUGACUUUGACUUCCACUGGGUUUCUGAAUCAGGCAAGACACCGAGUCUACUGUCUAGCAACCUCAGUGUGAUCCCAACAGACUCAUUCAAGACAUGCCCGCCCCUAGAUAUUGUCAUCAUGGGUGCCGUAGCAGUAGAUGAACCCAGCGCUGCCGAGAAGGCAUUCAUGCUGAAGAGUUUCGCUGACUGCUCUGCCUUCAUCACCGUCUGCGAAGGUAUGCAGGCACCCUUAAAAGCCGGCAUCUUCGACGGUAAGACGGCCACGGCACCGCGCUUCCGUCUCGAAACACUGCGAAACAUAGCGCCGAGCACCAACUGGGUCGACCAGCGCUGGGUAAACGACGGCAAACUUUGGUCCAGCGGCGCGCUGCUCAAUGGCAUGGAACUCAUGUCGGCGUUUAUUCAACAGACGUGGCCAAGCGGAGAGGGCUCGCUGGUGCGCGAAAUGAUGAAUAAGGCGCAGUGGCCUUCUCGGGACCAGUUCUAUAGGGACGUUGCGCAGUGA
Molecule: messenger RNA, 687 nt
Organism: Trichoderma virens Gv29-8
Lineage: Eukaryota; Fungi; Ascomycota; Sordariomycetes; Hypocreales; Hypocreaceae
Exons: 3
Coding region: 1-687 (228 amino acids)
Source: RefSeq, a predicted model, not a curated record